AGGUCCCUGUUAUCACCUUUCUCAUCCAGCUGUGACCAUGCUGGGUGCUACACUGGCACCCUGCCUGCUGAGUGGGACCUUCUCCCUGUGGUGUGGGACCUUUUCCUUACAGCUGGGACCUUCUCCCUGCCUAUGGGCAAGGAGACAAAACUGGGUGCUCUUCCCCCAUCGCCCAACUCUUGAGGAGCUCCAGUGAGGUUGAAUCCCUGCACCCACCACCAAAACCAGUCUGGCUUUCAUCACCAGCAAUGCUUGGCUAACCAGAACCCACCCCAGUAGGACUGGAGGCUGGUUUCUAAGUGGAGAACUUCACGCCCUGGCGCUGGGACAUGACGACCUUCAGCGGUGUGGUGUCAGGAUGGUGGUUUGAGAAAGUCACACCAUGGUAGCACCCUACACACCUUGCCAAAACCAGUUUAAACUUUAACUGGUGGAACUGGGAGCCAGCUCUGGGUGCUGAGGGACACCAGUGCCACGCAGCCUUUUUCAUCCCUCCUCCUCCAACACCUGAGGACCUUCUUCUUGUGGUUGGAACCUUUCUCCUCCUCGUGGUGGGACCUUCCUCGUCCUUGUGGUUGGAACUUUUCCCUUGUGGUUUGGACCUUCUUCUUGGUGGUCCUUAACCACAGCCACACCACACCAUGACCCUACCAUGGGUUCUGUUGCUGCUCAGUGAGGUCUUGGCACAAGAUUCAGCCACUCAAAACUGCCUCCUCCCUCCAACUGCCUUCAAUGCAGCUUUGGGGCAGCCAGCCAGCCAGUCCUCGGUCUUCCCCAACCUCAGCAUCGCUGCCAACGCAGUGGAUGGCAACCGGGACGGUGUCUGGCAGCAUGGCUCCUGCGCCAGGACCUUGGUGGAACCAGAGCCCUGGUGGAGCGUGGACCUGGGGGGACAGCGCGCAGUGGCUGCCGUGCUGGUGAAGAACCGGCAGGACUGCUGCUGGCAGCACCUGAGGGGGGCCCAGGUCCACAUUGGGGAUGCACCAGCAGAGCAGGGAAGGGACAACCCCAUCUGUGGCACCAUCACGGAUGCUGGGCCUGGUUCCCUCAGCACCAUUUGCUGCCAGGGACAACGCGGUCGCUUUGUCACUGUGCUGCUGCCAGGUCGGGAGGACACUUUGGUGCUGUGUGAGGUGGAGGUGAUCCUUCAGGGCUGCCUUCCCUUGCCUGGAGCCCUCAAUAUGGCUCUUGGCCGUGCUGUGGCACAGUCUUCCACUGUCAACACCGGUGGCUUGGCUGCCAACGCUGUGGAUGGCAACAGUGACGCCAGCUGGGACCAUGGCUCCUGUUCCCACACUGAGAAGGAACCAGAACCAUGGUGGAGGGUGGACCUCGGCCAGCGGCACUUUGUCUCUGCUGUCACCAUCACCAACCGCCGUGACUGCUGCUGGCAGAGUCUCCUUGGUGCCCAGGUCCAUGUUGGAGACUCCUUGGCUGAUCAUGGCAAGCGCAACCCUAUCUGUGGCACCAUCUUGGACACAGGGCCAGGUUCCACCAGCACCAUCUGCUGCAACGGGCUGCCAGGACGCUAUGUCACCAUCAUCAUCCCUGGCCGUGAUGAUGUCCUCGUCCUCUGCGAGGUGGAGGUGACAACACAGAGCUGUGCCCCCUCGCCUGGUGCCCAAAACCUGGCCCUGCGGCGCCCUGCGGUGCAAUCCUCCAGCAGCGGCCUCGCCGGCGGCGCCAUCAACGCCGUGGACGGAAGCAGGGACGGGCACUGGCAGCACGGCUCCUGCUCCCAAACCCAGCUAGAAGAGGAGCCAUGGUGGAGGGUGGAUCUCGGCCAGCGCCGCGCCGUGGCCGCCGUGCUAGUGAGGAACCGCCUGGACUGCUGCUGGCACCGGCUGAAGGGCGCCCAGGUCCACGUCGGUGAUUCCCUCGCUGGCCACGGCACCAACAACGCCCUCUGUGGCACCAUCACGGACACCAGCCCCGGCUCCACCAGCACCGUUUGCUGCCGUGGUCUUCGCGGUCGCUACGUGACCAUCACCGUGCCGGACCGAGAGGAGCAGCUCAGCCUCUGCGAGGUGGAGGUGGUGGAGGAAGGCUGCAGCGUGCUGCCAGGAGCCCAGAACGUGGCCCUGGGCCGCCCGGCCGCGCAGUCCUCGGUACUGGACCCCGGCAGCGGCGCCGGGAAGGCCGUGGACGGGAAUCGGGACAGCGAUUGGGAGCACGGCUCCUGCGCCCACACCGCCGAGGAGCCCGAGCCCUGGUGGCAUGUGGACCUCGGCCGCCGGCACAGCGUCUACGCCGUGCUGGUGCAGAACCGCCGCGACUGCUGCUGGCACCGGCUCAAGGGUGCCCAGGUCCACGUCGGCGAUUCGCUGGUCGACCACGGCCGCCGCAACCCCAUCUGUGGCACCAUCACGGACGCCGGCCCCGGUUCCCUCAUCACCGUUUGCUGCCGGGGCCUGCGCGGUCGCUUUGUCACCGUACUGCUGCCGGGCCGGGAGGACACCUUGGUGCUGUGUGAGGUGGAGGUGAUCCGCCAGAGCUGCGCACCGCUGCCAGGAGCUCCCAAUGUGGCACGGGACCAACGGGCAACUCAGUCCUCCACCUCCACCAGCUCCGGUGUGGCCACCAAGGCAGUGGAUGGCAACCGGGAUGGCAUCUGGCACCAUGGGUCCUGCAGCCACACACGGCGAGAGCAGGAGCCCUGGUGGAGCGUGGACCUGGGUGCCCGGCGUGCAGUGGCCACCGUGGUGGUGAAGAACCGGCAGGACUGCUGCUGGCAGCGCCUGAGGGGAGCCCAGGUCCACGUUGGGGAUGCGCCGGCAGAGCGGGGCAAGGAAAACCCCAUCUGCGGUACCAUCACAGAUGCCGGUCCAGGUUCUCUGACCACUCUCUGCUGCCACGGGCUGCCCGGACGCUACGUCACCAUCACCAUCCCCGAGCGGGAGGAAGCCUUGGCACUGUGUGAGGUUGAGGUCUACAGCAUCUUCCCAGAGCUAUGA
Pogoniulus pusillus (Red-fronted tinkerbird) is the source of this 2954-nucleotide messenger RNA. RefSeq lists its product as uncharacterized. The transcript has 11 exons. Lineage: Eukaryota; Metazoa; Chordata; Aves; Piciformes; Lybiidae. The record is from RefSeq and is a predicted model, not a curated record. Bases 642 to 2954 code for a protein of 770 amino acids.